Messenger RNA from Closterium sp. NIES-67, 550 nucleotides. The record is from the annotation of a GenBank genome assembly. Lineage: Eukaryota; Viridiplantae; Streptophyta; Zygnematophyceae; Desmidiales; Closteriaceae.
UCCAUCAGUUAGUCCUAGUGUCACCUCGCCGCCAUGUUGAGUCGACGGCUCGGCGCGCUGUUCGCGCAGGUGAAAGAAUCCACGGGCAUCGUGGGCCUCGAUGUUGUCCCCAACGCGCGCCAGGUGCUCAUCGGGCUCUACAACCAAACCCUGAGCGCCGUCCAGGUGAUUCCUCAGGAGGCCGUGUACAGGCAGAACGUGGAGGCGCUGACGCGGCACCGGCUCGCGGUGUGCGAGGAGGAGGAGGAUCCGGAGCGGAUCGAAUCUCGCGUGCAGUGCGGACAGGUGGAGGAGUUGAUCGAGCAGGCGCAGGACGAGUUAGAACUGAUCCCUAAAAUGGCCGAAUGGAAGCCAUGGGAGGUACCAGAAGGCCAUAAGAUAGAGAUUGAUGAAACAUUUGGAGACACCCCCUCUCAGGUGCCGGACCACAGAAGCUGAGCCACCUUGCAUUGCAUUGCAUCAGUAUUGAUUGUAACAACCACCACACGAUUAAUUCGUGAUUGUAAUGACGCUUUACCUUGCAAAUGCACAAGUUCUUUUAUCGCAUGGU